Camelus dromedarius (Arabian camel) is the source of this 532-nucleotide messenger RNA. RefSeq names its product pancreatic adenocarcinoma up-regulated factor-like. The record is from RefSeq and is a predicted model, not a curated record. The transcript is spliced from 3 exons. Bases 26 to 532 code for a protein of 168 amino acids. NCBI's taxonomy places the organism in Eukaryota, Metazoa, Chordata, Mammalia, Artiodactyla, Camelidae.
GCGCUUGACUCCCCAGCUAGAAACCAUGCUGCUGUGGCUGACCCUCGCUCUCCUGUGGAGCAGCACCUGCUGGGCAGAUGAGACGUUUGGUCCCGGAGGAGGCACAUAUUUCAUGAUCUCCAAAAACAAUGAAGAUGAAUUAACUGGGAUUCGGGUGUUUAUAGGUCCUGUGGGACUAAUCAAGAGCAUCCAGGUAAGGUAUGGCUCCUCCUGGAGUGAAAAAUAUGGAAUCCCAGGUGGGAAGUCCUAUGAACUCCUCCUGCAGCCAGGUGAACACAUUACAAGAAUCUUUGGGAGGUACAGGAAAUUCAUCCAGUGCCUGACCAUGUACACCAGCCGAGGAAACAAGACCUCAUUUGGAAAGGAAAUUGGCAAGGGCUUCUUUGCUGCCGCCAGUCAGAACAGGAAGGUGCUCAUUGGAGUCUAUGGGCAGUACCGCCUCUAUGGCCUCACGAGCAUCGGCUUCCUGUGGGACUACCCUCGAGGGGGGAUGACCUCUGCUCAACACAAGUCAGUCUCUUCCGAAGAAUGA